Molecule: messenger RNA, 2607 nt
Organism: Trichomonas vaginalis G3
Lineage: Eukaryota; Parabasalia; Trichomonadida; Trichomonadidae
Product: inositol monophosphate 3-phosphatase protein
Exons: 1
Coding region: 1-2607 (868 amino acids)
Molecular function (GO): phosphatase activity
Source: RefSeq, a predicted model, not a curated record
AUGUAUUUAUCAACUUCAACAUCUAACAUAAUCUACUUUGUUAGGCGCUCAUCAGCAAACCCUGGUACAAGGUAUAUCAGUCGCGGCCUUGAUGAUCACGGAAAUCCCGGAAAUGAAGUUGAAUGUGAUUUAUGUUUUAUAAGAGAGAAUGCUUUUUACGUCAAUACAUGGUAUCGAGGUUCAGUUCCAAUCAAAUGGAGUACUAAGCAAGGCUUUCUUGGAGCUUCCCAUCGUGUUGAAGAAAUUUGUCAUCCACAGACUCACAAAUACUUCUCAAAGAUCAGCGCAAACAAUGGUUCAGUACCUGUAGUUAUUAUUUCGCUUCUUGACCAGAAUGAAGACGAAUUACAGAAAUCAUAUGAAUUAUCUAUCCAAGGAAUUGAUCAUCCUCAAAUACAAUUCUAUAAAUAUGAUGUUAAUAAGAUGAUGAAAAGAUUCCAAGACAAAGAACUCGUUGAAGACAUAUCCCGAUUUCUGCAUCAAAUUGAUUCUGACACUGGAUUUAGAACCUUCAAAACACAGCAACGGACAAUUUUAAGAUUUAAUUGUGUUGAUUCCUUAGAUAGAACAAACAUUGCUACAUUUGCUCAUGCUAGGAAUCUUGCAAUAAUGAUGGGAGCAAGUGAUGAUGAAAUGGCUUUUAUUGCAAGAUCAUUUAUAUAUGCAGGAGAUUCUAUUUCUAUUAUGUAUUCAGGGACAGAUGCGAUUAAGAAAAGUUCAAUUCGUUCUUUUACUAAUGAUAACUAUGGUGUUUCAUUUGAUACACCAACAUCUAUAUUACGAUAUUUUGUUAACUUCUUUGGUUCUCCACAAUCAAUCAUUGAAGAAUGGACUGCAAAGAAUAUCCAACAAAAGUUUAUUUCAACAAUCAUUGAUCCUUUACAUCUUUCAAUUGUUCCGUCAAUUGAUGAUUGUUUAAACUCCAAGAAAACGCUUUCAUCAGCACUUUUGGGAGAGAUGUUGGAUGUAGAAACAAAUUCACUUGAAGAAACAUCAAAUUCUCUUAUUAUUUCAUUACCAAGUCCAAUGCAAUUUACUGCAAUUCUGAUGCUUUUAACUCCUGCUGUAGAUGAUUAUUUGCCUCCAUCACAAAUUUCCAUUAAAACUGGAAAUAAUUUAGAUGAAAUGUAUCUUUGGAUGAAUGCCAUUUCUUUGCCAAGAGUUAAUAGUCCAACAUGGAUUAAGUUUGAUUUAAUGGAAUGCGAUUUAUGGAAUGCUUCAAUUCCUUAUGAAAGAUGUGCAGCUGAUUUUUGCAGGUUCAUAAGAAUUGACUUCGAAGUUUCCGAAAAAUUUUGUCUCGGAAAUAUUAAAAUUGUUUGCAUGGAUGAUGACGAAUACAGCGUUACUCAUACAUGCGAUAACUUCCAUAAAACACAUCCAAGAGUUAUGAAAAGCUAUUCAAAUAAACUGGAUGAAAUUCAAUCAGGAACAAUACAAUCCAGUAUAGAUAUUGUUGAUAUAUUAGAUCUAGAAAUACAAAGAUUAUCAACAAAAAUACCAUUGCAUGAAAGGAAUUUACUAUUAAUUAAAAAAGGAUUAAAUCCUGCUUGCUAUGAGCCAUUAAGUAUGUUUUCAUCAAAUGAUAGUUCGUGCAGUCUUUGCAAAGAUUGUAAAUCGAUGGAGAGUGGAGGAAUUGUUUAUUCAAGCCGAACUUAUCCAUCUCUUAUUAAUUUAGACCAUGAAGAAAACAAUGACGAAGGAGUAAGACCUUAUGUAGUUUGCAAUGGCUGUCUGAAGAAAAUCUUUCAAAAAAGAAAUGAAUUAAUGAACCUUUAUACAAAUAUUUAUAAUUCAUUCAAUCCUCACAAAAUCAUUGAAGAAAAACCACUUAAAUGGUAUGAAAAACCAAUGAAUGAAUCAUUAAUUGAGCUUUCCAAAAAGCCAUCUUUUAUUAUUCAAAGCCCACCAGGCAAUCCAAAUGCAGAUGGUCUUCUUUAUGGAUAUAAUGAUUUCUUGUGGACUUCUAAGAAUGAAAGUUCAAGUUUUUCUUUUAAUAUUUCUUUGAGAGGAUAUUCACAUGUUAAAAGAGUUUCUUUUGUUUUCUCUGGUGAAAAUCUUCCAAAAUCAGUUCUGAUUUCUCGAAAUGAAUAUCCAAUAUCAAAUGAAAUGGAAGAAAUUAAUUUAGAAGUUCAUUGUGAAUUCUUAAUUAUGACAUUUUUAAUGCAAAGUGAAUGUCAAUUAUCAUUAAGAAGCAUUUCUGCUUAUGGUUGUUAUGAUAAUCUGCCAAUAAUGAAAGCUCAAUGCUUUAAAUUUCAACCUCUCGCAUUUAAUGCGUCUAGGAAACAUGAAAUAUUUGAUUUUAAUAGCAGAGCUGUCAAGUUCCCUCUUUCACAGCCAGGAAGACUGAGAUUGGUUACAUUUGAUUUUUCGCAGUGCAUUGAUACUGGAUACAUCAUGAAAUCGGCAUUCAUCGUUACUACUCUCAACGGAAAAUUUGUUGAAGGUCUUCAUAUUAUCCUUCCUCAAGUUUUAUCAGAUUCUGCAUUGGGAUAUCCAUUUCACUCGGCUCAAGAAUGUGAUUGCGUUACAGUCUUCUUCCUUGACAGAUGCUUGAAAAUCAAUAUUCCGAGCAUUAUGCUCAAUAUCGGACCACCUUCUGGUGCUUAG